AUCUUUUUUGUACAAUUUGCCUGCGAUUGAAAAUAUUCUUUGAUAGGUGAGUGAACAGUCAUCAUCCUGUGGGCCUUUUUCCGUCAUACGAGGGAGAUAUUUUUAGCCGACUUCAUUCGCACUGGCGAUAAUUCCACGGUGGAAAAAACUCAACAAACUGAACAUGACGACUACACAAGGACCUGGCACGCUGGACAAUCUGCAUCUAGCACCGCUUCGGUCUUUAAGCGAUUUCCUGUUGGAAUCUGCCCGUUUUCAAUUGCCCAACUUUCAGGACUUUGAAAAGUGGGGAAAUCGAGUGGUGAACAACCUGCUUUACUACCAAACGAACUAUUUCGUCAUGACCGUCACCUUGUUUCUGCUCUUCGGACUCCUCCACCCGAUGAAGGUCCUGCUCGGAUUGACAAUUAUCGGCGUACUGGGGUACGUUUUUGUGCGCUUCUUUGCCCAAGAUGCGCGUCGCUCCGUCGGAGCCGAUCCAAACCAACAGCCAAACAAGUGGGCUAUUCUGGCCGGAACCGUACUUGGCGGCUACAUGGUCCUCUACCUGUUCGAUUCCGUACUCAUCGUCGCGCUCGCCGUGUUGCUUCCGUUCUCAUUGACCUUUGUGCAUGCAUCGCUACGACUAAGAAACAUUAAGAACAAAAUCACAAAUGCGGUAGAGAUCGUGGGCGUGAAGCAGUCGCCGAUGGGACAGUUUCUCGAAGCAAUGGGAUUGAUGCCAACGGCAUUUUAAGCAGCUAGAAUCUACUUCAUUAUACCGGAGACUACAAUGAUCCAUACUAACAUUUUUUCCGCUAAUAGCAACUCAGCUAAACGAAAAGUUUUGUUUCACAUUACGCACGAAGCAACUAUGAUCGUGCAGCUUAAUUUGAAUUUUUAUGUGUUUAAUAUUCAUUCAUGAUUCAGUCAAAAUCAUGCCAUAGCGACUAAGAAAAGAAUGCUACGUCCGUUUGUAAAUCUUCUGCUAGUCAAUGAUCCAAGUGUUGAUGAUAUUUCCCUUUCAAAUUAUAUAAUAAAGAGUGAAUUAGAACAGUGAAAGUAAGAC
Anopheles coustani is the source of this 1048-nucleotide messenger RNA. RefSeq names its product PRA1 family protein 3. The transcript is spliced from 3 exons. Gene Ontology annotation, cellular component: membrane. Bases 164 to 736 code for a protein of 190 amino acids. The record is from RefSeq and is a predicted model, not a curated record. NCBI's taxonomy places the organism in Eukaryota, Metazoa, Arthropoda, Insecta, Diptera, Culicidae.